Molecule: messenger RNA, 6174 nt
Organism: Rosa chinensis
Lineage: Eukaryota; Viridiplantae; Streptophyta; Magnoliopsida; Rosales; Rosaceae
Product: cysteine-tryptophan domain-containing zinc finger protein 3
Exons: 14
Coding region: 402-5213 (1603 amino acids)
Molecular function (GO): zinc ion binding
Source: RefSeq, a predicted model, not a curated record
GGAAAAUAAAAUAAAAAAAAUAAAAAAACAAGCUGCUGUAAACACCAAAAACCAGAGAGAGAGAGAGAGAGAGAGAGAAGGAGAGACUCCUACUCAAUCAAUUUCAAAGCAACACACAAAUUUCUCUGAAACUUUUGUCCCAAAAUAAAAAAUAAAAACCCCGCGUAAUUGUUCGCGGUUUUCACAAAACUAUUCACUUCGAUUUUGAUUUUUUGUUUUCGUGAUUUUUGGGAGCAAUUGAGGUGGUGGGGUUCUGAAUUGAGGUGGGGGGAGAUUGAUUCGGCGGCGGCGUGAUCGGAAUCUGAACUUGACUGAUCGGGGGAAUUUCCGGUGUAAAUGGAUCGGAGGGAGCUUUGGGUUUUUAAUUGAGAGACAAGCAGGUAGGUUGGGUUGGGUUGUGGAUGAUUUCUGUGGGGAGUAGGGAUGCGAGGAAGGGGCUAGGGUUAGGGUUCGGAGCUGGGAGAGAGAUGGACGAUUCCGAGCUUGAAGAAGGCGAGGCGUGUUCUUCUCAAAUCAAUGAAUACGAUCCCAAUAUCGACCCCGACGUCGCUCUCGCCUACAUCGAUGAUAAAAUUCAGGAUGUUUUGGGGCACUUUCAGAAAGAUUUUGAAGGUGGGGUGGUGUCUGCAGAGAAUCUAGGGGCAAAGUUUGGUGGGUAUGGCUCAUUUUUACCUAGCUAUCAGCGGUCUCCAGUGUGGUCUCAUCCGAGGACUCCAGCAAAAAGUCAGAAUUAUGGCUUACCCAAAUCUCCCAACAGUUUAAAACUUGAGGGUGGCCAUCGUAACAAUUCUAGUUGUUAUGCUGUAUCUCAGUCUGUUGGACUUGGAACUGCUUCUGCCAGUUCCAUUUCACUCGUUGCACCGAAGGCACCAUCAGCAAACAUUCCAGUCAAACAAGAUGUGAGUGUUUCAUAUAAUCAAGCUGACCAGUAUCCUCCUGAACAGGAAUCCGCAACAAAGAGACCUAUUAAACUAUCGGACCAGAAAACUCUCAAGGUACGGCUUAGGGUGGGCUCAGAUAACUUGUCGACACGAAAAAAUGAUAUCUACAGUGGGCUUGGCCUUGACGGUACACCAUCUUCCUCACUAGAUGAUUCUUCAGAUAGUGAAGGAAUAUCUCAUGGACCUCAAGAUGCCCCAUUUGAAUCUCCCACUAGUAUUCUCCAGAUUAUGACAUCCUGUCCGGUGUAUGAGGGUAUGCUUUUGUCACCUCUUCCUGAGGAUCUAAUUUAUUUAACUGAAAAGGAUAAGGUUGCAAAAGAAGUUGGAUCUCUUCCAAGGGAUGGUUUGGAAAGAUCUGGGUUCCUAAUGAAUGGAGCAAAUACCAGGGAGGGUGGUGGAAAAAUGUCUGGGGCAAGGAAAACUAAAUCAGUUGAAAGAAAUGAUUUUUCAGCAGAAUCAAAGAGUGGGAUCAAUAAGGAUGGAAUUGGGCUUCUGGCAAACAAGGACCAAGAUGUUGAUACAUUUGCUUGUGAGGAGCUUGUUUCUAAAACCUUGAAGCUCCCACUUCUAUCCAAUUCAUACUCUUCUGUCAAUGAUGUGAAAAAGAGUAAAGAAGCAGAUAAGAAUGCUGGAAGGGAUAAAGGCUUCCCUUGUCAACCAGAAGAUGAGCCUAUAGAGCCAACAUUCAAUCAAGAGCAAAACUGGGUUGAAAAGCGAAAAGCCAGUUUGGCUGGAAAGGUUCAGGGAGAAGAUGAGCCUAUGGAGCCAACAUUCAAUCAAGAGCAAAACUGGGUUGAAAAGCGAAAAGCCAGUUUGGCUGGAAAGAUUCAGGGAGACAGAAAAGUAAGUUCUAACAAUAAUGUUUCGGUACAUUUAAAGAAAGAUGGCCAUCACAAAGGAGAGAGAGGUAAUGAAUCAGUAAAAGCCGACUCAAAUGUAUCUAAAGGGAGGAAAUCUUUAAGUACUGAAGUUGUGGACCACUCAAAGCAAAGGGUGAGUCAGAAGGGUAUAGCCCAUGAGGUAGAUGAUGUGAGAUUACUUUCUGGGAAGGAGCAGCCCUUACUUGGCGAAAAAUGGAAAUCAAAAGAAAUUCCAAGGACCCUGGUUACAGACUUUCCAAAAGAAAGCUCCAGGGUUGGUUCUUCUUCAGUGCCCAAAGUGAAGAGUGCUCAUGUGAACAAGCUUACAUCCAAUAGUGAAUCUGAAAACUUCAGAAAGGAUCUUGAUAAAAGCAGGGAUACAUAUAGAGAUUUCUUUGGGGAUGAAGAAGAAGAGAACCAAACUGAUUCAUUGCAAUUACCUUCUGAAGAUAAGCUUAAGGAGCCUGAUGCUGUUGCAAAAAGCACAUCUGCAGUUAACAUUUCAUCAAGAGAGAAACCAAAUGGAAAGAUAGUUGAUUCACAUCCUGUAACAGCUUCAAAUAUAGCUCAACGCCCUGGAAACGGACCCAUUUCUGAUGCAGCUCCUGCAACUGGGGCUCCUGCAUUAAUGGAAGACUAUUGGGUGCAGUGUGACAAGUGUCUAAAAUGGCGGCUUCUUCCGCAUGGUACAACCCCCGACAACUUACCAGAAAAGUGGCUAUGUAGCAUGCUUAAUUGGCUGCCUGGGAUGAACCGGUGUAGUGUAACAGAGGAGGAAACAACAGACAAGACAAAAGCUCUAAUUGCACAGUACCAAGUUCCUGCCCUUGGCAGUCAAAAUAAUCUUCCCAAUAAUCCUGGUGGCUUUAUGGAAGGCGUUGCACAAGCUGAUUUUCGGCACCCUGAUCAGAACCCCCAAAAUUUUGGUUUGCAUGCCAUGCCUGGCAGCGGGAAGAAAAAAAAUGGAUUGAAAGAAUUGUCAAAGGCAAGUGAUAAAGAUGGUUCUCUUCUGCUGCCAAACUCUAUGAAGAAGAACAUACAGGCAUCACUGAAGAGUAAAAGCUUGAAUGAUGUUAACCAAUCUUCACCUCUGAAUGAGCCUAAUCUUCAGCCGCUGAGCAAUUCCAGUGACUUGGCAGUGGAGAAACGGAAGCACAAGUACAAAGAGAAGCAAAAAGUUUUAGGUUCCUCUUAUGAUGGAGGCCCUCCCAACAAUUUAAAGAUUAAGAGCAGAAGGGACUUUGAUCCAGAUACUUCUAGACCACCCAAGAAAAUCAAGAGCAAUGGUAGGCGUAUGACUGAUGAAGAAUGGGCAUCAGAUAACCACGGACCAGACGGUGAGAUUGGUCCUAGCUCAAGUAGUGGUUUUCUGACUACUGAAGCAGGAAAAGAUCGAAUUAAGGAUAGGAUAGAGGCUGCUACUCUUACCAAAGUAAAAGAUGAAGUUUGUAGAGACAAUGGAUCCGUAGACAUGGGUAAUGUUUCUAGAGAUAGAACAAAAAAGAGAAAAUUGAAGGAAUAUCCUGAAAUUCAUAUGGGUUCCCUUCCAGAUCGUUCCAUUGUAGUGAAGGAGGAGUUUAGUGAGAAUGACUGUAGGAAGGAAAAGAAGGCGAGGGUAUCUAAAUCUGAGGGAAAAGAGUCCAGUGCAAGCAAAGGCAGUGGUAGAACAGACAAGAAGAGCAGCCAUUCAAAGAAGCAACAACGUGGAAAAGAUAUAAGCAGCAGACCAACUCAACGGAGUCAGAAUGGGAUGGAAUCUUUGAAAAAAGAUUUGGGAUCUGUUCAGGUUUUUGUGGCUGCCACUUCAAGCUCUUCUAAAGUUUCUGGUUCUCAAAAGACCAAAUCCAGCUUUCAAGAAAUUAAAGGUUCACCUGUAGAAUCUGUUUCAUCAUCACCUAUGAGAAUCUUAAAUCCUGAUAAGCAUGAAUUAGUACUUGGGGCAAAGGAUGAGUCACAAGACACUGGUCGUUUUGCAUUACGUAGCCCACGGAGAUGCUCAGAUGGUGAAGAUGACGGCAUGAUUGAUCGAUCUGGGACAGCAAGGAAGGAAAAAGUUUCCUCCGGGGCUUAUCGUAGGUCUGAGAAGGGGAACAAAUUGCAGGAGAAGGUGAACAAAUAUGGUGAAACUGAGAACAAAUAUGUCAGUAAGAAAGAUUUGCCGGGAAAGUCUUUGAAUGAGAGUAGUAAAAGGGAGAGCCAGUCUAAUUUUGGGGGUCGUGAUGGCCAAGAUGUUAGAGUAGAUGCUAUUUACCCAAAAGACACGAUUUCUACUCCAAAGAAGCAGCCCGAUUCUGAUAGUGAAAGGUCUUCAAAGAGGAUCCCUUCUGAAAGAACUGAUCGAGUGGAUACAGGCUCAACAAGGGGGAAGUCACUACCCUUGCCACCCUCUGGAGGAGCUCAAAAUGAGAUGAUGACUCGUUGUCCCCGACCAGUUUCUGGCUCUCACAAAGGUAAUGGAGCAGAUAUAUUACAAGUAGAUGGCUCUGAAGGUAAUGAUGUGGUCAAGGUGCAAGUACAGACCAGAAAGGCUGAUACUCAGAAUGGAACUCAGCAUACUAGUUCAAGACAUCGUGCACAGAAUGGGCACAGGGGCAGGGAUCUUGAUGCCCCUAGUCCAGCUAGAAGGGAUUCUUCCACCCCGGCUUAUAUCACUGUUUUAAAAGAAGCUAAAGAUAUGAAACACCUUGCUGAUCGUCUCAAGAACUCUCAGUCAAAUGAUAGUACAGGGCUUUACUUCCAGGCGGUCCUCAAAUUUCUUCACGCUGCAUCUCUCUUGGAAUCUCCCAACAUUGACAGUGGCAAGCAAAAUGAGUCCAUGCAAAUUUAUAGAAGCACUGCGGCACUAUGCCAGUUUUGUGCUCAUGAAUAUGAAAAAUCCAAAGACAUGGCUUCUGCUGCUUUAGCCUUCAAAUGCUUGGAGGUGGCUUAUCUGAAGGUGAUAUACUCAUCGCAUUCCAAUGCAGGCAGAGAUCGACAUGAGUUACAAACAGCUUUACAUAUGGGUCCUCCUGGUGAAUCUCCAUCUUCCUCUGCCUCUGAUGUUGAUAACUUGAACAAUCCCUCAGCAGUAGACAAGGUUGCCUUACCCAAGGGUGUUAGCUCACCCCAAGUUGCUGGAAACCAUGUAAUUGCUGCUCGAAAUCGUCCCAAUUUUGUGCGCAUGCUGAAAUUUACACUAGAUGUACAUCAUGCAAUGGACGCAUCAAAGAAAUCACGUGUUGCUUUUGCAGCUGCUGAUACAAAAAUGGGAGAAGCUAAGUAUUCUGAAUGCAUCUCUUCCAUUAAAAGGGCUCUUGACUUUAACUUCCAAGAUGUAGAGGGAUUACUACGUUUGGUACGGCUUGCAAUGGAAGCCAUUGGCAAUAGCCGUCAGAAGAGUCCAGACGGUGGUGGGGAUGAUUCUAAUCUAUGAAGAUGUCUAUUGGUUAAUCCUUGGGUCUCAUGCGGUGAAGGGGUGACCUGGAUAUUUCUGCUGAACAGCUUGGAACUUCUACUGGGGGAUCUGGUUGUCACUAAAGUUGUUUCUGUUCAUAUAUACUGAGGAUCUCUUAUUCAAUUUAUUCGAUGUGAUCCUAGAUCUAUUUUCCAUCACCAGAUGGGUCCCAAGCAGAUCAUCAGAUCUCAAUAACCAAUAGUCAUUUCGAGGAUUUUGAGCCAUCACUAAGUAAGGCUUUUCUGAAGGGAUUCAGAGCAGCAUUCAAAAGGUGGAUAUGAAGAAUGUGAAGGAAGAUAUAAUAGUUGUAUAUAACGAUGAGAACCAUAGGUUCUAAAUCAUUGGGGCUUUCUUUUCCUCAGACAGUACUUAUCUUGACAAUCUGUUAUCUGCAUUGCAACUCUGCCAGCAUAUGCACGAAAUGUCUGAUCAUUACCAUACUGGCACUGUGUAAAGAUAGCUGAAAAAAUGGAAGUUGCAGGUUGCUUCUUCACUUUGUUGUAAUUGGGACAAUUAACCUUGCUGCCGUAAUAGAGACUGAAUCAGAAAACUGUAUAUAUGAGACAAAUUAUCAUCAGUGCUAUCCAUGUAGCCCAGUGCUGGGGUUCUGCUUUUCUUACCUCAAAGUGGCAACUAUUGUAUAUAAAAGACCAUCUGUGUGAAGAGAAGGAAAGGUGGAUAUUUUUCAGGUCCUUCCUUCAGAUCUCACAGGUUGAGCGACUGGGGCACUUACAGCUAUAGGUAGUACUGAAUUUAAUGUGAUAUUCUUGUUUGGAUUUUUCUCUGAUGUUAGUGUAUAGUAUAAUUUACCCAUAGCAAUAACAUUUAUUUAGGUUUAGAUAAUAAAGUUUAAUUAGCUGAAUUGGCCACUGGAUGUAUCAAUAAAAUUCAUCUCCAGUGAUUAACGGAGCAUAUCAAUAAAGUUACCUCUUCAUUUCCA